UAUAAUGUCGAAAUUGGAGGGAAAUACUUUCAGUUAUCAAAAAACGAGACGUACUGCAUUGAUGUUUGGUUUCAUGGAGAUUGUAUCCUGUGGGCUCCAGACAUACAAAUGAAAGGAAAUCAACUGACUUGUCUGGAGGAGAAAUUGCAUCAGUUUUGGAAGCAGAAUUGUUGGAUAUGCAAGAAUUCUGGAGCCUCAAUCAGUGUCGACAAUAAGUUCGUUCAUUUUGGAUGUGCUAAAAAGCAUGGUGAGUCUUUCAAGAGGGAUCAUUUU
Messenger RNA from Ostertagia ostertagi, 273 nucleotides. The record is from the annotation of a GenBank genome assembly. NCBI's taxonomy places the organism in Eukaryota, Metazoa, Nematoda, Chromadorea, Rhabditida, Trichostrongylidae.